CGAUAAAGUAGAUCGACAUUGAGGAACAUUUUUAUAACAGAGUACACAGCUCUUAGUUCCGCCAUCUUGCCAUUCCUCAUCGUGACCACAGCAAGAGAAAUAACUCAGUUAUUCCACUGUAAAAGCGCGAGAGAGAUUUACAGACACAUGACAGUUUGCUCGUUUCUCACCACGUGGUGUAGACGCUGGUCCUGUACAGGGGAGACCACUGUCAACAAUGUCUGCUCAUCCGUCGUCUGGUCAGGGUAAGCGACCUAAAGGAGGAGGUGGUAGCCAGAGUUCUAGAGCCGGUGGUGGGGUCAAAGUUUACCUACACGCUGUGACUGAUGAACAGGCGGCACUACUUACAGAUACAGUAAACACACGUCCUCUGGAAGAGGUAAAGAAAAACACAGGCGCUGACAUAGAGUUUGACCCCAACCCCUCACCUGUACCAGGUAUGAAGAUUCUUAUCAUCCGCGGUCUUCCUUCUCAGAUCGAGGCUGCAGUCAGGCUCAUCAGCCAGAAGAGUGGUUUAAAGGACCCAUUACCAGACCAGGCCCAGACAUUCUGGCUACAGUGGGUGGAGGCCGCGUUCCUCAUCUCGACUCUCGCGCCUACUUCCUGCCUCCUGUCUACGUAACCGCGUGCCGAAUGACUAGACAGGC
This is a messenger RNA of Pomacea canaliculata, 647 nucleotides long. RefSeq lists its product as uncharacterized. The record is from RefSeq and is a predicted model, not a curated record. The coding region runs from base 218 to 622 and encodes 134 amino acids. The transcript has 5 exons. Gene Ontology annotation, molecular function: RNA binding. NCBI's taxonomy places the organism in Eukaryota, Metazoa, Mollusca, Gastropoda, Architaenioglossa, Ampullariidae.